Messenger RNA from Anastrepha obliqua, 2385 nucleotides. RefSeq names its product kanadaptin. The transcript has 5 exons. Lineage: Eukaryota; Metazoa; Arthropoda; Insecta; Diptera; Tephritidae. Bases 218 to 2290 code for a protein of 690 amino acids. Gene Ontology annotation, molecular function: protein binding; mRNA binding. The record is from RefSeq and is a predicted model, not a curated record.
UUGUUUAAAUGCUUUAUUUCUGUAUUGGUGUCAUAUUUCUUUGUUUACAUUAUCAUUGAAAUUUCGACAAUUCAAUGAAACCGAACACAGACGUUUACAAAACAUUACAACUUCUGCAUUUCCAAACAUUUUCUGCGUAAAAAGAGGGAUCUUAGUGUGUUGUGGUCAUUCCAAAGACAUAAAAUACUUCUUCUAAGUAUCCUUGAAAAGAAGAAUUAUGGACGAAUUUAAAAUUCCGCUGUUGCCCACCACAGCAACGAGCAAAACAAACAAAGAUUCUGAUCCCAUAACAAAUGAACCUAAAGAAGAAGACAAACAACAAUCAAAAAAGGAUACAACUUCAACAACUGACAACGACUGCACAGCAAAGCCAGCCUGUCCUUAUAAAGUACCGCCAUGGUCACAGCCACCUCCAACAUCCAUCAACUACAAAUUUGAGAUAUUAAAAUCAGGCCAAAUCAUAGAUGAAAUAAAGAAUUUACAAGCAAAAGCUUUUUGGAAGUUCGGCCGGCUACCUCCUCCUGCAAAUGAUCUCGAACUAGCACACCCAACAAUUUCUCGCUUUCAUGCAAUUUUGCAAUAUAGGCCAAAAAAUAGUACACAAUCCGGUGGUGAAAAUGUUUCUAAUAAGCUUAAAGAUGAACCGCCAGAGGGUUGGUAUAUAUACGACUUAAAUAGCACCCAUGGAACAUUUUUGAACAAACAACGUAUACCACCUCACGUCUUCAUACGAAUACGUGUUGGUCAUAUGUUGCGUUUGGGCGCUAGCACCCGUUCCUAUAUUCUUCAAGGUCCAGAGGAAGAUGCGGAGCCUGAGUCAGAUUUAACAGUGACUGAGUUGCGUGAACAACAUAAGGAAAAACUAAUUGCAGCUGAAGCUGAAGCAAUUCGCAAAGCGGCAGAAGCCGAAGAACGCGAGCGCAAUGAGGGGAUUAACUGGGGUAUGGGAGAGGAUGCAGAUGAGGAAACUGAUUUAACCCACAAUCCAUUUGCGAGCACAAACAAUGAAGAACUAUUUCUCGAUGAUCCUAAAAAAACAUUACGAGGUUAUUUUGAACGUGAAGGUAUGGAAUUAGAGUACAAGUGCGACGAAAUGUCUGCUGGAUCGUUUGUGUGCCGAGUAGAAUUGCCAUUAAGCGAUGCAUUUGGCCGACCUAUAGUAGCUGAAGUUGUGCACAAAGGGCGAAAAAAAGAAUGUGUUGUGCAAUGCGCACUGGAAGCGUGUCGAAUCCUCGAUCGGCACGGCGUUUUACGCCAAGCAAAUCAAGAGCCUUUGAGACGGAAAGUAAAAUCUCAAUCCGAUUCUGAAGAAGACGACUUUCUUGACCGAACGGGCGACGUUGAACGAAAAAAACAACGAAAGUCAAAUCCUUCAACCAAUUGUGCUCUAACAUACGAAGAUUUGCUAAAAAAAGAUUCUGAAAUCGUUGGACAACUGAAAGAAAUAGAAGACGAUAUAUUACGAUAUCAAGACACACAACGCCGUCUUAAGGCUUUUGAAUCGAAUAAUAGUGACGAUUUAGACCACUUUAUGGAAAACCUAGCAGAUGCUACUCAACUGGAUAAGACGGAAAUCCGCAAAUUAAGGUUGGAACAACAACGACUAAAUGCGGAAAAACAAAAGGUUCAACGAUUGAUAAAGAUCGCUAAACCGAUCGAUUUCAAAUUUGAGUCAAUUGCAUCAGCAAAGAUAAGCCCCAAUACGAAGAGACAGCUGCCAAUAAUUGGAAAGCGUAAUCAGUUUAGCAAAUUUAAAAUAGCAAAGAUUGUUAAAACCGAUAAAAUUGCGGAAAUCGAAAAACACACAAAUUUAGCCUCCGAUGAAGAAGAAUUAGAAGAAGAGGACGAAAUCACCUUACAUCAUGCAAAAGUUACUAAAAGUAAUGUUGCGCAAGAGUCUCCUAUUUCUGUAGCGGAAGAUCAAAUUAAGUCAGAAACUACGAAUGAAGAACCAUUAGAAGCAACUUCUAAUUCACCGAACAGUACAAAAAAGAUAUAUGGCCCAGCUGUAGUGCCGCAAGAAAUCUUAGAGAGCAAUGUGCAAGAUAUGUUAGAAGAACCCCAAGAUACAAAGCUGCCAACAGAAUGCACGUCUAUCAAUGGAGAUACUGAAAUGGAGUCUGCAAGAAAAAAACGUAGACAGCGUCAACGACAACGCCAAAAACGACAAGAUGCGGAUAUGAACGAACUCGAGGAACACGAGUCCAGUGAGAAGUAUGCCAAGUGGGUACCACCAUCUAACCAAAGUGGUGAUGGUUACACAGAAUUGAAUGCGAAAUAUGGAUACUAAAUUAUGUUUGUCUUUUGCAUUUAUGUAUACAUACCAUAUGUAUAUUAGUUUCUGUUAUUCCAUUAACUUUACAAAAAAGACACCAUAUAAAAAUC